AUGCAGCCCUCCACGAAUGCCAUAAACCUCCAUCGGCUGGUAACCCGGUCUAUUCGUCCAGGUUUGUGUUGGCGACCUGCGGUGACCUGGAGGUCGAAUUGUUCAGCUGCUUUGUCAACUUCUCAAACAACUCUAAGGACAAAAGACUUUGAUAAGGUUUCUGAUGUAAUCAUUGUCGGGUCGGGUGCUGGUGGCCUCACUGCUGCCCUCCGCGCCAAAUUUCGGGGUUUGGAACCACUGAUUGUCGAAAAGACGCCUAAAAUCGGUGGAACUAGUGUGUACUCUGGAGGUGUGCUCUGGAUACCAAAUAAUCAUGUCUCGACAGCAGCAGGUCUAGAGGAUAGUGCAGAGAAGGCCCUCACGUAUCUAGAAGCCCUUACGCCGUCGAACACGCGCUCAAGCACAAGAGAGAGGAAACUGGCAUACAUCAACGAGGGUCCAAAAAUGGUGAAGUUCUUAGAAGAGAUUGGCUUCAAGUGGCACGCUUCUCGGGGAUAUUCUGACUACCACUGCCUAGAGCCCGGGUCUACACCCUUUGGCCGAGGCGUCGAAGGACAGGUUUUCAACCUCAAAAAGCUCGGAGACUGGCGACAACUCAUGAGGCUUCCGGAAGAGCCAACUCCAGCUAUUCACACUGAACAAGUCCCGCAUCUAUAUCGCAUGGGUUCCUCCUUAAAAGAUUUUAGGAAGGCAAGCUGGUUUAUGGCUACAACCGCUCUCCGAUUCUUAUUUGGGCAGUCGCCGGGGACAUUUGGGAAGUCAUUAAUUGGUCAACUACUAUAUCUUAAUAAGCAACAAGGAACAGAAAUCUGGCGAGGUAGCGGCCUGAUCGAAUUAAUUACUAGCGGGAAUGGUACGGUAAUUGGAGUUCUGGUGGAAAGAGAUGGAAAAAAAGUAAAGCUCGGGGCCAGACACGGAGUCUUACUCUCAGCCGGAGGUUUCGGUAAGAAUUCGGCUAUGCGCGAACAAUUCCAGAAGAAAGGUAGAAAUACUCAGUGGAGCAUUGCUGCACCAGGCGAUCAAGGCGACGCUAUCACAGCCGGGCAGAAAGUCGGCGCAGCCGUCGACAUGAUGGAUCAAGCAUGGUGGAUGCCAGUAAUUAUGAUGGGCGAAACUCCGGUCUUCGACCUGUCAGUGCGUUCGUUUCCUCAUUCCAUUAUCGUUGACGGCAACGGGAUGCGUUAUGUGAACGAAUCGCAAUGCUAUAAUGAUUUUGGGAAUAUCAUGAACAAGCAUAACGAAACCACCUCGGCGGUACCCUCCUGGAUUAUCCUUGAUCAAAAUCAUCGCAACAAAUACAUGCUUGCCCGAUUUCCUCCUCGCCAAACGCCAAAAUGGGCUCUCGAAAACGGAUCUGUCUAUAAAGAUGAUAGUAUCGCUGGACUGGCGAAACAGAUUAAUAUUAACGCUGGCAAUCUAGAGAAGACUAUCAGUCGAUUCAACGGAUUUGCGGUCAAUGGUAUCGAUGAAGAUUUUAAGCGCGGAUUAAACCCAUACGAAAACUUUUACGGCGAUCCAAAACACGGACCGAAUCCUAAUCUAGGCACGAUUUCUAAGCCACCCUUCUAUGCGGUUAGGAUCUAUCCCGGGGAUUUAGGAACGAAAGGUGGCCUCUUAACGGACGAGUCUGCGCGUGUCUUAAAGGAGGAUGGUAAGCCCAUUCUAGGGCUUUAUGCUGCAGGGAAUGUCACUGCUAGUAUCAUGGGAACAAGGUAUGCGGGUCCCGGAGCUACCUUGGGCCCUGCGGUUUUAUUCUCAUAUAUUGCAAUGGACGACAUUGUAGAAAGGCUGCAGAAGGGUGCCGUCUAG
This is a messenger RNA of Exophiala aquamarina CBS 119918, 1809 nucleotides long. RefSeq lists its product as uncharacterized. Bases 1 to 1809 code for a protein of 602 amino acids. The transcript has a single exon. Lineage: Eukaryota; Fungi; Ascomycota; Eurotiomycetes; Chaetothyriales; Herpotrichiellaceae. The record is from RefSeq and is a predicted model, not a curated record.